Puccinia graminis f. sp. tritici CRL 75-36-700-3 is the source of this 1149-nucleotide messenger RNA. RefSeq lists its product as uncharacterized. Lineage: Eukaryota; Fungi; Basidiomycota; Pucciniomycetes; Pucciniales; Pucciniaceae. The record is from RefSeq and is a predicted model, not a curated record. The coding region runs from base 1 to 1149 and encodes 382 amino acids. The transcript has 2 exons.
AUGGCAACCCCCACACCCAACCAACCAUUUCUGGAUCCAAGUCUGGUAUCCCCAUCUGACGUCACGGUUGUUCAAGCUCCCGAUAGUACCAUAUCCACAUCCGAUAUCACUGUGGUUCCAGCUCGACAACCCACAUCCGAUAUCACUGUUGUUCCAGCUCGACAACCCCCCAAGAAGCCAUCCAAACCACAAGGCAAGAAGGCUGCCAUGAAUAACACAGAUACCGCGCUGUGUAACUCGUGGCUCGAGAUCAGUGAGGAUCCCAAGAAGGGCACUGAUCAGACCUUUAACGCGUUCUGGGAGGCCAUUGCAAGGCACUACGCAACUCACAUCCCAAACGCCCCGCGAUCCGCCAAAAGCCUGAAGAAUCAUUGGAGUGACAAGAUUCAGAAGGAAGUGAACCGAUUCGUCAGUUGUGUUAAUCAAGUCCAACAAGCAAAUCCCAGCGGGACGAAUUCGGCCAACCGACUCACCAUGGCAAUGUCAAUGUAUUCAAGACUCUACGAAAAGCCCUUCACUAUGCUCGGUUGCUAUGAGAUUCUCAUUACAUCACCAAAAUGGAACGACUACUCGCGUGGCCUUGCAAAAAAAAGAGAAUCAACUUCUACAGCCGUGAACAAACGCAAGGAGCCCGACAGCUCAUCAACCAACUUACCCAGCACGAAUUCUACGACUACAGAUGCUUCAAACGGCGGUCGUGGUGGGGAUUCUUCUAGCGAUGAGACUUGCGGCCCUCCGACUCGCCCGAUCGGCCGUAAACGUGCGAAAUGCGACCAAGCAGCUGAACUAGCAGCCAAAAAAACUCAGGAGAGCCUCAAGAAGAUGGCUCAGGCUCACUGUGAUAUUGCUGAGGUCGCUAAAAAACAAAGUAGCUUCCUAGACGCUCAACAGGCCGCCAUGAAUCGUUUGGUGGAUGAGUCGAUUAUGUGCAAGGACCUCUCUGGAGCGAGCGAGAUGAUGAAGAGAUAUUAUUCAUUCGAGCAAUCCAAGAUCAUGGCGAGAUUGGAAAAGGAGCAUUCUGCUUCCAGCAAUGCGACUAGCACACGGGCUCCUUCGACGAACACAUCUAGCAACAAUGCGACUAGCUCACAAGCUCCUUCAACAAACACAUCUAGCGCACCAGCCCAAACAAAUACUAUAGUAGAGUGA